UUUUUGCAGUUUGCACUCUAAUGGAAAAAUGUGUAAUCUUUCUAGUAAAAAGCGCAAGUAGUUAUGCGUUGGCAUCUAUUGACAACACUUGAAGUAGAAGAGGUGAGAUAAAUAGCCUGCAUCACAUCUGAGUAGCUUUAGGACCAUGGUGCACCUCGUAGUCCGCGCCGACUGAGUGUUGUUUUACUGCGUUUCUUCAUGUGCCGCCGCUGAAGCGCUCGGUGUGAUGGACACGUUCUCAUUUCAACACUUUCACAACCACUGGAAACGCAUAUUUAAAAGUUAAUGCCUCCAACGGCCAAGAUGAUAGCUUCUUUUAAUGUGAUCACCUCGUCCAUUGCCCAUUAUGUGUUUCUGCUGGGAAUGCUGUGCACUACAUGCAUCGACGUCUCUCAAAGUUUCGAGGACUCAGUAUCAGGCUACCAGACCAGCACGCAGAGGAACUACUCUGAGCUGGCCUGUGACGGGGAGCUUCUCUCUGUGCGCUGCCCACCGCGCUCCACCAUCAGUGUCCAGUCAGCCUUCUACGGCCGCAGGGCCUCUAUCCCCCUCCAAUGUGUCCUUAGCAACCACUCCCCUAGCGCCCACUUGGUGGCAGCCAGAGAGGACGUCUACUGCACCAUGCAGACAGCCCUGCAGAAGGUUCUGUAUGAAUGCCAGGACAGGAGGAGUUGUCAUCUGCCAGUCAGCAGUCGUGUCUUUGGGACGGACCCAUGUCCCAGUCACAGCAAAUACCUCAUUGUGUGGUACAAAUGCAGGCCAAAUGACUACCGCACUAAAGUGGUGUGUGAGGGGGAGAGGAUGAGGCUGAGCUGCCGGCGGGGCACACUGAUUGCCGUCUCCUCUGCUGUGUUUGGGGGGUCACCGCGGGCCACACACCAGUGCUUGCCACCGCCCGACCACCUGGAACCCGCCGGAGAUUGCCAGUCAGAAUCCACUCUCCAGGUCGUGACCUCUUAUUGCCAUGGCAAAGGGAGUUGUUCUUUCCUGGUCUCAAGCCAGGAAUUUGGAGAAGCCUGUUCCCCCAACUACCAUUAUUAUCUCAGCAUCAUCUACACCUGUGGUGAGUUGCACAUUUGAGGCAUAUAUCGCUUUGACCACUAGGGGGUGGUAAUCUCUCAGCUUCUUCCAUUUCCAUAGAUUACUUACUGAGCCUUGCUGAUUGGGGGAUUUUAUUCAACACCACAUUGGCAAACACUCACAUAGCGCCGGAUGGAAUUCUAUACCUUACCACAUACCAAUACCACUUAGAACACCAUAUACCACACUUAUCAAUCUUUCCCCCAAAGCUGG
This is a messenger RNA of Clupea harengus (Atlantic herring), 1293 nucleotides long. It is a transcript of the gene eva1ab, whose product is annotated as protein eva-1 homolog C-like. NCBI's taxonomy places the organism in Eukaryota, Metazoa, Chordata, Actinopteri, Clupeiformes, Clupeidae. Bases 286 to 1080 code for a protein of 264 amino acids. The record is from RefSeq and is a predicted model, not a curated record. The transcript has 5 exons. Gene Ontology annotation, molecular function: carbohydrate binding.